AUGCUAGGAUUGGGAAGGCCUCGAUUGAAAGCACGGCCGUCUCUGCUUGCUCUGAUUGACAGACCCGAGAGUCAAGUGUCGCCAGUGCCGUUAUUCAAGUUACCAUCAUCCGAGCUACCAUUGACUCCGACGUCUCCACCGCCCGAGCUGCCACCGCUUCCAGACUCGCCCGCUCCAUCCAGCUCGACCACAUCCAUCUCCUUGCCCACCCCACAGAUCACCUCCACGAUGGCUGCUAAGGAUACUCAGGAGCAUGGCUCCAUCUUCUCCAUUUCCGGCCCUGUCGUGGUGGCCGAGAAUAUGAUCGGCUGUGCCAUGUACGAGCUGUGUCAAGUCGGACAUGAUCUGCUGUCCGGUGAGAUUAUUCGAAUCGAUCAGGACAAGGCCACCAUUCAGGUCUACGAAGAAACCGCUGGUCUGACAGUCGGCGACCCUGUUACACGGACCGGCAAGCCCCUCUCCGUCGAACUCGGCCCUGGUUUGAUGGAGACGAUCUACGAUGGUAUUCAACGACCCCUCCGUGCCAUCGCCGAGAAGUCGGAGGGCAUCUAUAUUCCCCGUGGUAUCUCCGUCAAUGCGCUGGACCGCUCGAAGAAAUGGGACUACAAGCCCGCUGGCUUCAAGGUCGGUGACCACAUCACCGGUGGUGAUAUCUGGGGUACCGUAUUUGAGAACAGUCUGGUGAACGACCACAAAAUCCUCCUGCCCCCCCCCGCGCUCGCGAAGCUUCUGGAGGUCGAGUUUGAGGGCAAGAAGACCGAGUUUGGUCUGAUGCAGACCUGGCCCGUCCGUGUGCCUCGUCCCACUAGCGACAAGCUGUCCGCCGAUGCGCCCUUCAUUGUCGGUCAACGAGUGCUGGACGCUCUGUUCCCUAGUGUCCAGGGUGGCACCGUGUGUAUUCCCGGUGCUUUCGGAUGCGGUAAGACUGUCAUUUCCCAGUCUGUGUCCAAGUUCUCGAACAGUGAUAUCAUCGUCUACGUUGGUUGCGGUGAGCGUGGCAACGAGAUGGCUGAGGUUUUGAUGGAUUUCCCCGAGCUUUCCAUCAACGUUGAUGGCCGCAAGGAGCCCAUCAUGAAACGUACCUGCCUGAUCGCCAACACCUCGAACAUGCCCGUCGCUGCCCGUGAGGCCUCUAUCUACACUGGUAUCACCAUUGCCGAAUACUUCCGUGACCAGGGAAAGAACGUCGCCAUGAUGGCUGACUCCAGUUCUCGCUGGGCCGAGGCUCUGCGUGAGCUUUCGGGUCGUCUGGGAGAAAUGCCUGCUGAUCAGGGUUUCCCGGCCUACCUGGGUGCCAAGCUGGCCUCUUUCUACGAGCGUGCCGGUAAGACCAAUGCUCUGGGUAGCCCUGAGCGCAUAGGAAGUGUCAGUAUCGUCGGUGCUGUCAGCCCUCCUGGUGGUGAUUUCUCCGACCCUGUCACUAGCAGUACCCUGGGUAUUGUGCAAGUCUUCUGGGGUCUCGAUAAGAAGCUGGCCCAGCGGAAGCACUUCCCUUCGGUCAAUACUUCCAUGUCCUACAGCAAGUACAACGCCGUCCUGGACAAGUACUACGAGAAGCACAACCCCGACUUCCCUCGCCUGCGUGAUCAGAUCCGUGAACUGCUCUCCAAGUCCGAGGAUCUGGACCAGGUCGUUCAGUUGAUCGGUAAGGCGGCACUGGGUGACUCGGAUAAGAUUACGUUGGAUUUGGCCGCUAUGCUCAAGGAGGACUUCCUCCAGCAAAACGGAUACAGUGACUACGAUCAGUUCUGCCCGCUGUGGAAGACUGAGUAUAUGAUGAAGGCCUUCAUGGGCUACCACGACGAGGCCCAAAAGGCCAUCGCCCAGGGCCAGAGCUGGAACAAGGUCCGUGAUGCCACUACCGACCUGCAGAGUUCGCUACGGAGCAUGAAGUUCGAGGUCCCCGACGACGAGCAGGAGGUGUCGGCCAAGUACGAGAAGAUUCUGCAGUCCAUGACGGAGCGAUUUGCUUCGGUCUCGGAUGAGUAG
Molecule: messenger RNA, 1989 nt
Organism: Penicillium manginii
Lineage: Eukaryota; Fungi; Ascomycota; Eurotiomycetes; Eurotiales; Aspergillaceae
Product: H(+)-transporting V1 sector ATPase subunit A
Exons: 5
Coding region: 1-1989 (662 amino acids)
Biological process (GO): proton transmembrane transport; ATP metabolic process
Cellular component (GO): fungal-type vacuole membrane; proton-transporting V-type ATPase, V1 domain
Molecular function (GO): ATP binding; proton-transporting ATPase activity, rotational mechanism; ATP hydrolysis activity
Source: RefSeq, a predicted model, not a curated record